Messenger RNA from Ostreobium quekettii, 3609 nucleotides. The record is from the annotation of a GenBank genome assembly. NCBI's taxonomy places the organism in Eukaryota, Viridiplantae, Chlorophyta, Ulvophyceae, Bryopsidales, Ostreobiaceae.
AUGGGGAUGCUCUAUCUGCAGGACAAAGCAGGAGGAGGCCUGCUCUCCAUGAAUUUCCACAAGGACCUGCUCUCCAUGUCUCUUGAGGUCCAUCACUGGGAGCGAAUGAGGAGGGGCAUCCCCUACAUCGCAAUGGAGAUCCAGGCACAGAAGGAGAAGUACCGAGUGCUCAGGGAGAAUGUGCUCAUGGUCGUCCGUGACUACAACAAGAUCCUGAUGGCUCUGGACAAAGAGGAAAAGAAGCUGUUCCAUGAUCGCAUCAGGUACCUAGACCGCCGCAUCGUCCCAGGCAUCACCAAACUCACAUGGACGUCUGACAAGCACAGCCUUGAGUACUACUACAAGGAGGCCAGAAAGUUCUGCAAGGACGUGGAUGUCAUCGUCACUGCUUUCAAGGCGGCUAAUCACAAAAUCGAAACACAGUGCCAGCUUGUAGCUGAGAACUUGUUGAUCAGCGUUGAGAAAAAGAAAGUGUACUCACUGGCCGAGUUUGAGGAACGUCAAUCUUUGCACCAUGCCCAAGUGAAGAAGUUCUUUGAGCACUCAUACGCUGAAAUAAAGAACACGAUGGCAGCAACGUACAAAUUCUUUGAGAGCGACACGGAAGAGGUGCAGAGGGAGUGGGUGCGCUUCACCAAAAUGAUCGACAAGAAGAUGGAGAACGCACUGAGGCACACUGUCAAAAAGUCGCUGCAGGAACUGUCUAGAGUUCUGAAUGGAGACAACAAGACAGAGGUGGUGCCUAUUUUCCAUGUCAUGAUGGUCUUGGAGAAGAGCAACCGGGUGGAGCUCCGGCCGACGAUACAAGCGCUGUUUGAUAUGAUCCACAAUGUGUCACGAGAGCUGAUCACGGCCAUCUCCUGCGUCCCCCGCCUUGCUGUUCAGCUGUCCCCAAGGCAGCAAGCAGAAUUCCAGGAACAAGGCCAAGGAUUGCCAAAACCCUUGCCUUCUUUCUAUGAAGUCAUUUCUAACGACGAGGACACGACCUUGAAGACCAUCGUCCAAAUCACAACAGGGAUCACUUCCAUAGUGGAUAAAGUACAGCAGUUCCUAAACUACUGGGAGAGAAAGUACAAGCACCUCUGGGACCAGGACAAAGACGCCUACAUCCGGCGAUACGAGAAGGCACAAAAGCCCCUGACGUCUUUCAUUUCGGACAUCACAAAGUACCUUGACCUUCAGGAGGAGGUCCUGGCGGAGGACGCCACCACCAACAUGCGCUUCCUGCGCAUCGACUGCGGCCCCCUCAAGCAGGCCCUGGUGGGCCACUGCGAGGCCUGGACAUCCCGAUUCACCGGCCUCCUCCAUUCCCUGGCCGACACCGAGCUCAACGCCAUCCACGACUACUUCCGAUCCAGCACCGAGGCCCUGGCUCGCAGCCCCACUAAUCUGGAUCAAUUGGCCGAGGGAGUUAAUCUUCAGCGGCGAUUGGUCGAGGAGAAGCACAGCGUGACGGCGAGAUUCGAGCCGUUGAGGGAGAGGUACCGCGCGCUGGAGCGGUUCGAGGUGAGCGUGCCGGACGACCGGCUGGCGCUGCUGGAGGAGAUCGAGCCAGCAUGGGCGCGGUUCCAGGGCAUGCUGGACGAGGCGUCCGCCACGCUGGAGAAGUCCAAGGAGAACUUCAGGGAGAAAGUGAAGCACAUGGUCGACGCUUUUGCGAAAGACGUUUCGACUGCCCGUGAAGAAUUUAGCAAAGCUGCGCCAUACACGAAUGAUAACUUCACCAUCGACACCGCCUUCCAAUUCAUCGAGAGCGCCAAAGACGGAGUGAAAGACGCAAGGAAAAAGGCAGCCGACCUCAAGGCCGGCAUGGACAUCUUCCGCAUUCCACAGCCGCCCUACAAAGACCUGGGAGCCACUGAGAAGGACCUCCAGGUGUUGGAAAAGAUAUGGGGUGUGGCCAAAGAAUGGCAGACGUCCUACAUCGGAUGGAAGGACGGCAAGUUCAAGGACAUUCAGGUGGAAGCCAUGGAGGCGUCGGCCAUCGCGAUAGGCAAGACCAUCGUCAAGCUCGGUCGGGAGAUCAAGAGCUGGCCGGUGUGGGCGUGGAUGAAGGACACGGUGGAGGCCUUCAAGCGCACCAUGCCGCUGAUCACCGACCUGAGGAACGAGGCCAUGCGCGAUCGCCACUGGUCGCAGAUCAUGGAGACAGUGGGGUCGAAGUUUGACCCAUUCGCGGAUGACUUCACCCUGGACUCCAUUGUGAAGCUGCAGCUGGACCAGCACGCGGACUUCAUUUCCGAGCUGUCCACAAAUGCGACGAAGGAGCUGGCCAUUGAGCAGUCCAUUCAGGCCAUAAGCGAGGUGUGGGCGGAACUUCACCUGGACAUGGCGGAGUACAAGCAGACCUGCAAGCUGCGUAGCACAGAGGACGUGUUUGCCUCGCUGGAAGACAACGCCGUUACGCUGUCCACCAUGAAGGCGUCACGCUUUUUCGUUGUGUUCGAGAAAGACAUCACGCAUUGGGAGCAGCUGCUUUCCCUGGUGUCCGAGAUGAUCGAAAUCGUUCUCCAGGUGCAACGCAACUGGAUGUACCUGGAGAACAUCUUCAUCGGCUCCGAGGACAUUCAAAAACAGCUGCCCCAGGAGUCCCUGCUCUUCGAGGAAGUCCACCAGACAUUCAUGGCCUCCAUGAAGAAACUGAGGGAUGCCAGCCUGGUCACGGCGGCGUGCUCCCUGCCGGGCAUCCUGGAGACAUUCAGCGACAUGGACGCCAAACUGGAGAAGAUCCAGAAGUCGCUGGAGAACUACCUUGAGAGCAAGCGGCAGCAGUUCCCGCGUUUCUACUUCCUGUCCAGCGACGACCUGCUGGAGAUCCUGGGCCAGGCGAAGGACCCCAUGAACGUUCAGUCGCACCUGAAGAAGUGCUUUGAAGGCAUCAAGAAACUGGAGAUGCAUUUGCCUGGAACUGACGGACGCAUGAAUUACGAGAGCACCGGUGUGUUUUCGCCCGACGGAGAGUACCUUCCCUUCGUUGCUCCCAUCCUGACCGAGGGUCGGCCGGAGGAGUGGCUGAACAGCGCCGAGGCAGCCAUGUUCCAGACGACAAAGAAACAUCUCUACAAGGCCCUUGAGGAUUCAAAGAGCAUGAAAAAGGAAAAGUGGGUGAAGGACACGCAAGGUCAGCUGAUCAUAACAGCUGGCCAAAUCCUGUGGACCUCGGAAUGCGAAAAGGCCCUCCAGGAUGCGGACGCCGCCAAAAAGGCGCUCAGGCAGCUCAAGAAGAAGUGGCUGAGUUAUCUGAGCAAGCUCACCACCGUCACGCGCUCCCGCCUGUCCAAGAUCGAGCGGAACAAGGUGGUGUCACUCAUUACAAUCGAGGUGCACGCGCGGGACGUCAUUGAAAAACUGGGAAAGGUUGGGUGUUCUUCUACGGCCGAUUUCGACUGGGUCGGCCAGCUGAGGUUCUAUUGGGACAAGGAUAAGAACGACUGCAUCGUCAAGCAGGUGCUGUCGGUAUUCGUGUACGGUUACGAGUACCAGGGCAACAAUGGACGGUUGGUGAUGACGCCCCUGACGGACAGGUGUUACAUGACGCUGGGGGCGGCCCUGUUUACUCGCCGAGGAGGAAACCCGCUUGGGCCUGCGGGAACGGGGAAAACUGAGACA